UCCUUGCGCGCGUGGAGUUGGCGCAGCUCCACGCGCGCAGACGCGUGCCUGCUUGUGCUGUGCCUCAGUCACUCUCAGCAGCUUGUGCCAUAGUGAGCAAGUUACGCAUUCCAGGAGGUGUGUGUCUUUGUGUGUAUGUGUGUGUGUGUGUGUGUGCGUGUUUGCGAGAGGGAGAGAGAGAGGGCAGCGAUGUCUUGAUGGAUUACUGAAUGGACCUGGUCUAAGUCUAAUUUUCGGACAUGAGCAGCGAUGACUUGGACAAACUGAUGUUAAAAAGUGAUCACUCAGCCGCGCAUAUAGAAAGGUGAACAGGGAGAAGACAUGGACGCCGAAAGUCUUAUUCAACACGUUGAACGAGACGUGGAGGCCACUUCUCUGCCCUUAUCAGUCACCGCCGACUGGCAGGAGGACGGAAACGAGACGAGCAGGAAUCAGUUCCAGCAGCCAGACUGGCAGGUGGCUCUGUGGGCCAUAGCCUACUCCCUCAUCAUCCUGGUGUCCAUCACCGGAAAUGUCACGGUGAUCUGGAUUAUCCUUGCUCACAGACGCAUGAGGACAGUAACCAACUAUUUCAUCGUCAACCUGGCCUUCUCGGACGUUUCCAUGGCUACCUUCAACACUCUUUUUAACUUUGUCUAUGCACUUCACAACGACUGGUACUUUGGCCUGGGCUACUGCAGAUUUCAGAACUUCUUCCCCAUCACUGCGAUGUUUUCAUCAAUAUACUCGAUGGCCGCCAUCGCAGUGGACAGGUACAUGGCCAUCAUCCACCCUCUGAAGCCCCGCCUCUCCUCCACCUCUACAAAGGUCGUGAUCGCUCUGAUUUGGAUUGUAGCGAUUUCAUUGGCAUUUCCUCAAUGCUACUACAGCGUGACAAGAUUCUAUUACCCCAGAACCGUGUGCAUGGUCAACUGGCCUGAUGAUUAUGGAGGAAAACAUCAACUAAGUUACCAGUUUGCGGUGAUAUUGCUGAUCUACUUGCUCCCUCUGCUGGUGAUGCUGGUGACCUACAGUUUGGUCGGCCAGUCGCUGUGGGGUGGACACAUCCCAGGAGAGGCAUCGGACCAUUACCACAGCCAGAUAACAGCCAAGAGAAAGGUGGUGAAGAUGAUGGUUGUCGUGGUGGUGACCUUUGCCCUCUGCUGGCUGCCUUACCACAUCUACUUCGUGUUGGGAUCUUUUAACAGGGACAUUUAUAAACAACAUUACAUUCAACAGGUGUACCUGGCCAUAUUCUGGUUGGCGAUGAGUUCGACCAUGUACAAUCCUAUUAUUUACUGCUGUCUAAACCAGAGGUUCCGUGCUGGCUUCCGCCAUGCGUUUGCCUGGUGUCCCUUCAUCAAAGUGUCGGAGGAGGACAAGAUGGAACUGCAGCAAACACACACCUUCAGAGUCACCAUGACACGCAGCCACCGCAACGACACCUCGUACACGCGCACCUCGUACACACGCACCUCCACCAAAACAAACAACUCUUUCGACACAAACAUGGCCAUCAAAAAUGAGCGGAGCACAGAGAGAGACGCUUGCACGCAGCUUAAAAAAUGCCCUUCAGCACACAACACACAUGUGGUGAAGAGUCCGGAGGAUGCAAAAUCACCAGCUGCCAAACUGAUGGAACCCACCCACUGAACCCACCCACCCAGAGCCAACUAAUAUACAGACUGCAGCCAAUGAAGACAAAGAAAAAAAUAAGAGGCUGCCAACAGCCAAUCAGAGCUGUUCAAACUAUGGCGACAUUCAGUCACCUGGAAAGGACAGGACACUCAGACGUGACCCAGGAGUAUUUACCUUUUCUCUGACGGUGAUACAUGAAUGAAUGUGAAGCUGAUGGACGUUUUGCUGUUAAUGCCAACAUGGUCAUAUGAAGAUGUGGAAAUACAUCUGCAUACCUAAUAAUAAGAGCAACUUAUUCUGGCAUACACUGCCAGUGAGAAAGUCUGUAGACAAAGGUAUCCAUUUUCGCAUUUAAUCUUUCUCCUACAUCUUCUUCUCCAUCCUCCAUGCUCCAUCUUCUAAAUAAUUUCUUCCAUCACUGUUUCUUUUCUUCUUCCCAUCUUUUGGAGAAAAGCUACUAACUAUGAUGUUUUCAUGUAAUUGUAGUUUAUAUCUGUGGUUACUGGAUUUUCUUGUGCAUAGCAUGGAUGAACAGUCCGCUGGCAUCAGCACCAAGCCUUAACCUUGUUGUUUUUGUAUGUAUUUCAGAGAACACAGGAUUGGGGGCAUUUUCAACUUAAUUCCUCUUCAUCAGCACAAAGUAAUAACUCAAUAAGUCAUUCACUGGUUACUCACUUAAAUUAAUAAAAAAGUAUAUUUGAGAGCUUGCAUUCGAAAUUAGCAACAAAGUGCGGGGUAGCUCCUGUAGUUCUUCUGGGAUUGGCCAUAUUGUUAGCUUAUAUCUAUUACUGUGCAGUACGAUUGCUUUGACGACUCAGUCAUAUAGUCUGCUGUCGUUAAGUAUGUUGCUCAUACGUUCUGAUUUCACGAGUUCAUACAACUGUAAUAUUUUUCAUGGUAGGUGUAAAGAGUCAAUGUUAAAAUGUCAAAGUGCUGCUACUUAGAGGAAUGUGGUGUGAACUGUUAAAUUGACAUUUAUUGAGUCCAUUAAUGUAAAAUAUGCUGAAGUGCAAGUGUAUAUGCAUUUGGUGUCAUGGUUGCACAUGUACAGUCAGGUCAUUAUGUUUAUAAAAUAAAGAUUUAAAAAGUUAUAUAGCCUAUCAGCGCAAACACUUAAGAAUGUGGUAAAAAAAAACAACUUUUUUGACAGUUAGACAUUAACAACAGUGUGACAUCUUUAUUUGUUAAAAUAAUAUAUAUAUAUAUAUAUAUAAUAUUAUGUGUGUAAUAAAUGUGACAAUGGUAAUAAAAUUACAAUGCAGUAAGCACCUAUGCACGUUUUCUGUUCCCAGGAGCGAUCCC
Messenger RNA from Scophthalmus maximus (turbot), 2919 nucleotides. RefSeq names its product tachykinin receptor 2 (gene tacr2). The record is from RefSeq and is a predicted model, not a curated record. NCBI's taxonomy places the organism in Eukaryota, Metazoa, Chordata, Actinopteri, Pleuronectiformes, Scophthalmidae. Bases 322 to 1632 code for a protein of 436 amino acids. Gene Ontology annotation, biological process: G protein-coupled receptor signaling pathway; positive regulation of flagellated sperm motility. Gene Ontology annotation, cellular component: sperm midpiece; plasma membrane. Gene Ontology annotation, molecular function: substance K receptor activity. The transcript is spliced from 8 exons.